Messenger RNA from Pyrus x bretschneideri (Chinese white pear), 1407 nucleotides. RefSeq names its product E3 ubiquitin-protein ligase ATL4-like. Lineage: Eukaryota; Viridiplantae; Streptophyta; Magnoliopsida; Rosales; Rosaceae. The transcript has a single exon. The record is from RefSeq and is a predicted model, not a curated record. The coding region runs from base 35 to 1006 and encodes 323 amino acids.
GAAUUUAUUCACCCUCUCUCUCUCUCUCUCUAAAAUGUCGGAAACAACAGAAGCAGCACCAGCGCCGUCACCGCCAUUACUACCUCACCGACAAUCCUCCUCCUCCUUCAAAACCCUAAGCCCAAACCUCCCCAUCAUCAUGGUCAUCCUCGCAGCCACAGUCGUGGCCUCAAUCUGCCUCAUCCUCCGCCACCUCAACCGCCGGUGCAUCCGUCGCCUUGCUCCCUCACCGUCCGACUCAUUCUCCGACUCCCGCCACAUAACCACUCGCCGAAUCAAUCCCGAUACCUCUCCUUCCCUCCCUCUCUACACCUUCUCCUCCAUCGCCCGCCGAUCUUCCUCUACCAUCUCCGCCGACUGCGCCGUGUGUCUGUCGAAAUUCGAGCCCAGCGACGAGGUCCACCUCCUCCCGCUCUGCUGCCACACCUUCCACUCCGUCUGCAUCGACCCGUGGCUGCAGUCGCAGCAGACUUGCCCGCUAUGUCGCUCCUCGAUCGCUGUUUCCGACGCCGAGGUCAUGAUGCUCGUCUCCUCCAAUGCCGAACCAGCCACAGCGAACAGUAGCGGACGCUUCCGUCUCGAAAUCGGUAACGUGAGCCUCAGCAACAACAAUCAGACGACAACGACGAAUUCCUCCAAUCGACACUCCUACUCCGUCGGCUCCUUCGAUUACAUUGCAGACGACGAGACGUCGGAAGUGCGGCUGAGCAAUACUGAACGAGAGAAAGAUGAGGUCGUCUUGGUAGUGGCAGAGCCGGAACCGCCAAUUCCGCCGUUGAUCCUAUCCGCGGAGGUCGGCUCGGGAAGGUCGAGCUGGCUCAAAGACUACAUCGAUCAACUGUCCAGCACCCUCUCGUCCCGAGAUAUGUCAUUUCGGAGCUCUGGAAGAUUCUACACUGGAAGUAGCUGCCGGAGCGAGGUGUCUAUCGCCGGCGAUUCGAGCUUGGAAACAGAGCGCGUCGGAGAAGAGAUAUCCGAGAUGUUUCGGUGGCUUGCAGGGGUAUGAUUGGUAAAUUCAAUCAAUUCUAUCAUCAUUCUCUCAUUCAUUGGUUUUGCUAGCGCCACUCCCAGAUUGUGGUUCAUUUCUGUAAAUUUCGUUUUUUGGAGCUGAAUUGCUGAUGUGGAGAGAACGAGAGGUAAAAGUAUAGGUGGGCUUGGUAAAUUUAUAGGUGAAAUUUGAAAGUAACGACCCAUUGCAUAUGUGUAUAUAAGCUAGAAGCAUGGAGAAGUAGAGAUUUACACAGAUUUUAGUAGUGGAGUAAUAUUUUUUUUAACGUCGUUACCCAACACUUAUGAGUUGUAGCAUUUCACAUAUUCUACUUGUGAUUAUAGUAGUGAGCGCCAAAGUAUGGUUCAAGCUCGGAUGCCAGUAUGAUCAAGUGUUAAAUGUUUUUUGUUUUGACAAUA